AUGUGAGAACCCUAUUAUAUGUGAAGACAUAUUACAACCGUUGGAUCAAUUUCAUCCAACGGUCAUAAUACAACCCGGUAAAACAAAGCUCAUUUAUUUCAAAUUCAUUUCCUGCGUUUUUUCUCUCUCCUCCUUCUUCCUUUCGCUCAAUUUUCUCUCUCCUCCUUCAAUAUUACGGUUUUCUACUCUGUUGCUCUUUGAUUUUUCAUCACAAGUUCUUCAAUCUUCAUCAAUUCUUCGUUAAUUGCUAUGGAUUCUUCAGUUGCUACUGAUAUUAACAAUGCUAAAGAUUAUACAGAUGUACAUUUGGAAAGGAUAAUGAAUUCUAUUGAAAAGGAGUCUGGUGCGAAUGCCGGUUCAUCAGGGGCGGCUACUGUCGAUGCCGGUUCAUCAGGGGCUGCUGACGAGGCUAGUUCACCAGGGGUUGCUGCCGAGGCUGGUUCAUCAGGGGCUGGUGCCGAGGAUGGUUCACCAGGGGUUGCUGCCGAGGCUGGUUCAUCAGGGGCUGCUGCCGAGGCAGGUUCAUCAGGGUCUGUUGCCGAGGCAGGUUCAUCAGGGGCUCUAGUGGCAGAGGAGAAGAUCAGUGAAAAGAAGAGAAAGAAAAUCAAAGUAGUUGCUACAAAGGGUAAAGCAAAAAAGGUUGAAAAAAGAGUGAAAGAAAAGCAUAAUGUGAAGUUUGAGGAUCCAGACAGUGAAGAUGCUGUUGAUGAAGUGCAGAAAUCAAAAUCUGUUGUUUAUGGGACGUUGCGUAAUAGGAUGUCACCUUCAUCUGUUGUUAAUGUUUUUAAGGAGUUUUUUGAAGAUCAGUUGACUGCCAUUAGAGCUAUAGGAUUUGGGUCUUUGGAGUUUUUGAAAGUGUCCCAACUGCCUUUGCAAUUGGGUUUUUGGUUAGUCAAGCACUUUGAUGCUCAUAGUUGUACGUUGAAUAUUCCUGAUUCCGAUCCUUUCAAAAUUACGGAACAACAUGUACAUGAUGUCCUAGGGCUGCCAGCUGGAGGCAUGGAGAUGGAUGCUAAUCUUUUUUCAAAGGAUGAUAAAGUUAUUAACCAGUGGAAAAAAACAGUUCCCAAAGAACUCAUUAUCUGUGAACAUUGGGGAACUUUCAAUGUACUUGAAGAACCAUAAAUCAGCUGGGCCAAUGUUCAAA
Chenopodium quinoa (quinoa) is the source of this 1147-nucleotide messenger RNA. Its product is annotated as merozoite surface antigen 2-like. Bases 250 to 1125 code for a protein of 291 amino acids. Lineage: Eukaryota; Viridiplantae; Streptophyta; Magnoliopsida; Caryophyllales; Amaranthaceae. The transcript has 3 exons. The record is from RefSeq and is a predicted model, not a curated record.